Molecule: messenger RNA, 1401 nt
Organism: Opisthorchis viverrini
Lineage: Eukaryota; Metazoa; Platyhelminthes; Trematoda; Opisthorchiida; Opisthorchiidae
Exons: 9
Coding region: 1-1266 (421 amino acids)
Biological process (GO): proteasome regulatory particle assembly
Cellular component (GO): nucleus; cytoplasm
Molecular function (GO): protein binding
Source: RefSeq, a predicted model, not a curated record
AUGGAGCCGCCUUCAGUCUCAGAAGUGUCCGAAUGCAUUUCUCUACUCAAGCGUCAUCGUGCUGCUGGUCCUGACGACCUUCCACCUGCUCUUUUCAAGGAUGGCGGUGGAUUCUUCACUCAGUGCCUGUCUAGCCUAUUUGGGUUUAUCUGGGAGAAGGAGACCGUCCUAGACAAACCUUAUGGUUGUACGGCAGUGAAGAAUGAGUUUGGUAGAUUGUAUUCGCGCAUAAAACCCAGAGGGGGCGAGAUGUCUCACUCGUUAGAGUGUGAAUUUACUGACCGGAAGGGUUGGGCAACUUGGCAGUAUCCCAGCCCUCAUGCUUCCUUCAGGUGGUAUGGUACCGAAAGGCUGUUACAGCUGAACGAUAAAACCCAGGGUCGAGUAACAGAAAGUAAGUACCGACCGGCAGACGGGAGACGAAAUAUGAAAUAUGGGGAUCAUUUCACUGGAACAGUGACGGUGUUUGGUCUCCCUCCUGUUGACCUUCCCUGUUACGGUACCUUCAGCUAUCUACCCCACCUCCCCGAAUCAUCGGUGAACGAAACUGUGACAGCUACAACCGGUGUACGACAAGAUACCUUGCAUUCGCACAAGGUCACGUCUGCUGGUGAGAUGGCUCCGGAUACCCUGACAGUUGCUCAGAUCCAGUUGAAGGCGAGAAUUGGCGACCUUUCGUCACGGAAGGCCAGUUUGGAAAAAGAAAUACAAACUUUCAGCGAAGUAUUAGAAGCGAACGGAAAUGUCGGUCUUCAUGCCCCACUGGUUGAUCGAGAAGGGUUCCCUCGGUCAGAUAUAGAUUUGGUGGCGGUACGAGUAGCGCGAAACAACAUAAUACGUCUGAAUAACGACCACAAACAAGUGAUGAAUGAACUAGAAGGCUGUUUACACCAUCUUCACGAACUUGCAAGACAAGCAGGACCAACUUCACAGACUGAAGUGAAAGAAGAACCAAAAAUCCAAAGUACUACAACUGCCAAGGCACCACAGUUGAGGGCGUUUCUCGUGGUAGAGGAAGUGCAACCUGGUGGAGUUGCCGAGAGUGUGGGACUUGAGGUCGGCGACAGAAUCACGCAGUUCGGCUCAGUAUCUGCUGAAAAUUUCGAGACCUUACGUGAUAUAUCGACAGUGAUGCACAAUACGCCUGCGAACAUUCCCAUCUUACUGACUGUCAUCAAACCGUCAAAGGACAAUUCGUCGUAUGAACUUGAACUUAAAAAGCCUUCCGGUGGUGUCAGUCUGGGAAUGCGGGUGAAACCCCUGUGAUGGAUGAGUGCAAGUCAUGCGAAGCUGACUGCAUCUCUCACCCCCUCGACCUCGAUCUCCGUCAGAAAGUUCCCACACGGCCCGCUUCACAUGUGUUUUACCCGUAUGUGUGAUGCUCCCGUCGAUUUUUUCGAG